AUGACAGGAAGUAUGAAUGCUGGAAGACAAUGGCCUGUUGCUGUCGUAUUAAGUAAUGGAAAAAUAUUAGUUGCCGGUGGAUACAAUGGUACAAAUUAUCUAUCAAUUACCGAGCUGUAUGAUCCAUCUACUGGUACUUGGGCGACUACAGGAAGUAUGAAUACCGUGCGAUCCUAUCAUACAGGACCCUUAUUAACCAAUGGAAAUGUACUAGUUGUCGGCGGGCAUAACGGAUCUGCAUAUCUCACAAGUGCGGAGCUGUAUAAUGUAUCAUCAGGUACUUGGGCUACUACAGGAAAUAUGAAUACUGCACGACAGUAUCAUAGAGAAAUAUUAUUAACCAAUGGAAAAGUGCUAGUAGCCGGCGGAACAAAUUCGGCUGCAUUGAGUAGUGCUGAAUUAUAUGAUCCGUCAACGGGUACUUGGACAACCACAACAAGUAUGAGUACAGUUCGGGUCAGUGCUACAGCUACUGUAUUAACCAAUGGAAAAGUCCUAUUUACUGGAGGAUCCAAUGGUGGCAGUACGGUCAGCAAUACCGCCGAAAUGUAUGAUCCAUCAUCAGGUCUUUGGGGAACUACAGGAACCAUGAGUGUUGGCCGAAUAUCACACACUGCAUGUAUGUUAGCAAAUGGAAAAGUAUUAGUAACUGGAGGAUAUAGUGGAUCUGGAUAUCUCGCAAGCGCCGAAUUAUAUGAUCCAUCAACAGGUACUUGGGCAACUACAGGAAGUAUGAGUUUUACACGCGAAGCCGUUACAAGCGCUCUACUAAUCAAUGGAAAAGUCUUAGUUACUGGUGGAUGGAAUGGUGCGAGCUUAAGCAUUUCAGAACUAUAUGAUCCAUCAUCAGGUAUAUGGACAACAACGGCAAGUAUGAACGCGUCUCGAAAUCUAUAUAUAAUAUCUAAGACGCCAAAUGGAGUCAUGUUGGUAGCAGGCGGUUCCAAUUCUGUAAACACGGCUGAGUUGUACUAUCCAUCACCUAGUAUUUGGGCGAUUUUGGGAAGCAUGAAUGCUGAACGACAACAACACAGAACAGUCGUUUUAAGUGAUGGAAGAGUAUUAGUAACCGGCGGGCACAAUGGUCACAAUUAUUUAUCCAGUGCUGAACUAUAUGACGCAUCCACAGGUGUUUGGACAACUACAGCAAGUAUGAGUAGCGCGCGAUACUAUCAUACAGUAACCUUAUUAACCAAUGGAAAUGUACUAGUUGUCGGCGGGCAUAACGGAUCUGCAUAUCUCACAAGUGCGGAGCUGUAUAAUGUAUCAUCAGGUACUUGGGCACUUACAGGAAACAUGAAUGCUGCACGGCAAGCUCAUACAGCAACUCUAUUAACAAAUGGAAAAGUAUUAGUUACCGGUGGACUAAAUCCAAAUGCAACAAACAGCGCUGAAUUAUAUGAUCCAUCAACGGGUACUUGGACAACCACAGGAAAUAUGAAUACAGCUAGGCAAUAUCAUACAGCCACUCUAUUAACUGAUGGAACAGUCUUAGUUACUGGUGGAUAUAACGGAUCUGGAUAUCUCUCAAGCACCGAAUUAUAUAAUCCAUCAUCAGGUACUUGGACAACUACAAAAAAUAUGAAUAUAGUUAGGCAAUAUCAUACAGCCACUCUUUUAACCAAUGGAAAAGUCUUGGUUGCUGGAGGAUAUAGUGGAUCUGCAUAUCUCGCAAGCGCCGAAUUAUAUGAUCCAUCAACAGGUAAUUGGACAACUACAGGAAGUAUGAGUUCUACACGCAAUUAUUUUGAAACUACUGUAUUAAUCAAUGGAAAAGUCUUAGUUACUGGUGGAUGGAAUGGUGUGAGCUUAAACAUUUCAGAACUGUAUGAUCCAUCAUCAGGUAUAUGGACAACAACGACAAGUAUGAACGCGGCUCGAUCUUCUCAUACAACAACUGUAUUGAUGAAUGGAAAUAUAUUAGUAGCUGGUGGAUAUGUUGACAGCAUUUAUCUCAAUACUGCUGAACUGUAUCUAUCAACUUAA
Molecule: messenger RNA, 1986 nt
Organism: Adineta ricciae
Lineage: Eukaryota; Metazoa; Rotifera; Eurotatoria; Adinetida; Adinetidae
Source: the annotation of a GenBank genome assembly